Molecule: messenger RNA, 639 nt
Organism: Cheilinus undulatus (humphead wrasse)
Lineage: Eukaryota; Metazoa; Chordata; Actinopteri; Labriformes; Labridae
Gene: morn2
Product: MORN repeat containing 2
Exons: 5
Coding region: 126-440 (104 amino acids)
Source: RefSeq, a predicted model, not a curated record
UUUCAGAUGAUAAGGAAACUGAUGAUUUACAAACGCAUGAGGAGGAAGGGCCAGUGAAGGUGUCCUACAUUUUCCCAAAUGGAGACAGAUAUGAGGGGGAGAGCAGCAGGGAUGAAUCAGGGGCCAUGAUGAGGAGUGGGACUGGGAAACACACCUCAGCAGGUGGUGUCAUAUACACGGGAGAGUGGCAUGAAGACAAAAUGCAUGGCAGAGGCACCCUGCAGCAUCCCUCUGGAGCUCUGUAUGAAGGAGAAUUCAAAGACAAUAUGUACGAAGGCACAGGAACAUACACCUUCCCCGACGGGUCAGUGUACAGAGGCCAAUUUCAUAAGAACAGGCUGGAGGGAGAAGGGACACUCACUGACGCACAGGGACUAGCAUGGACCGGGGAUUUCCACGGGAAAGCAGCGCUGGGUCUGAAAAUGCAGCACAACAGUUAAGCAAAACCAACAUUAUUGGCCUGUAUUGAAUAAAUGCCUUCACUGACUUUAGUCCACAGUAGAGAAAGUUUCACUGUACUGACAUUGACCCUCUUUGCGCCCACAUGCUUGUACUGUAUAUCUGUGUAAUGGUGGUGAAACAUCCAGUGAGUCAUGUCUCUUGCCAGAGGUCACUCUCUGAGCUGUAUGCACUGCUUUG